CGUAAAAUUGACAGCUAACUAGCGCAGCGCACUUCACAACAGCCAGCUGGUACUAAUCAGCUAGCCACAGAGGCAAGCGUUUCGGUUUUGUUUUCGGCAAUAAAUUAACGUCAUUAAUAAAUUUAGAUUCUUAAGAUUAAUUCAUACGAGUAUGGCGGUGGCACUUCAAGGCUUUGAAGGCUCUUCGUCUGUGUAGUUAGCGAGCUAGCUAGCUAGGUAAAGUUGAUAGCACUAAAUAGCAUCAACGCUAGCUAGCUAAGUUGAAGCGGAUUCUUACAAGCUGGCAUCAAAAACCGCAUCGUCAGCCAUGGGAAUACUAUUUACAAAGCUAUGGAGGCUUUUUAAUCACCAAGAGCACAAAGUUAUUAUUGUUGGCCUGGACAAUGCUGGCAAGACCACGAUUCUUUACCAGUUUUCAAUGAACGAGGUGGUACACACCUCUCCAACGAUUGGGAGCAAUGUGGAGGAGAUUGUAGUCAACAACACCCAUUUCCUGAUGUGGGACAUCGGGGGCCAGGAGUCCCUCAGGUCUUCGUGGAAUACAUACUACACAAACACAGAGUUUGUAAUUGUGGUGGUCGACAGCACAGACAGAGAAAGGAUCUCAGUGACCAAAGAGGAACUCUACAGAAUGCUAGCACAUGAAGAUUUGAGAAAGGCAGGGCUGUUGAUCUUUGCCAACAAGCAGGAUGUGAAAGGUUGCAUGUCUGUGGCCGAGAUCUCCCAGAGCCUCCAGCUUACCUCGGUCAAAGACCACCAGUGGCACAUCCAGGCCUGUUGUGCGCUCACUGGGGAGGGGUUGUGCCAGGGUCUUGAGUGGAUGAUGUCACGGCUGCGUGUGAGAUGAUGACCUUUGACUUCGAUCAGGAGUGCGCCCUUGCUCUCUGUUUUCUCUGCCUCCAGACAUGAGCUUGAAAUGAGGAUGGGGGUGAGGUCAGUUGAUGGAUGGCCCUCUCCUCUUUCCUGUGAAGCUGACAUUGGCAGACCACUGCCGGGAUGUUACAUUCUUCUGUAAUAAUUUAUUUUACAAAAGACGUCUGAACUCUGAACAAAAAAACCUUGACCUUUUCAGAAGGACAUUGGACAACAAAAGAGACUCAAAAAUAUUUAAAUUGAAAUUUCUGCACGGUUUUCCUUUCAGAAAAACACAGAGGUCAGCAAAGUGUCUGACUUGGAACUGUACAUGGACUUAUUCUGCUGUGUGUGAGUCUAGCCCAUGGUGGCCUUGCAGUAUUGCCGGACUGUGCUGUGGCGGUUUUUAUUGCCCCCCUGUGUGUACAGUCCAGUAUUCUCUCUUUUAACGUGGUGCCUGCAGCAGAAUGUUCAAGCAAUGAUGGCUGAUGGUGACUGAAACAUGCAGAAGGGAGGGUAAAAUCACAAAAUGCCCUCUUCCUUUCAGUCCCUAUGGAUAAUCAGUGAAAUAAAGUGUUUUUAUCUGUUUCAGGUGAAUUGCAUCGUGUCAUGAAUGAGUAUUUCUUUCAGGUGACUCCCAAGAUUGCUCUUUUCCUCUGUAUGAUUUACUUUUCUCUUCGGAUAACUGAACUAUACUGGAGUUUGGUGUUUUGUAACUUCAGUAAUUCUUUUUUUAGUCCUUUAGGGGGCAGAAUGUGUGACAUGAGCUCAUGGUCCCUUAUGCUUUUCAGGGAGCAUGAUGAGCAGCUACAGGAGUA
Messenger RNA from Xiphias gladius (swordfish), 1670 nucleotides. It is a transcript of the gene arl5a, whose product is annotated as ADP-ribosylation factor-like 5A. Lineage: Eukaryota; Metazoa; Chordata; Actinopteri; Istiophoriformes; Xiphiidae. Gene Ontology annotation, biological process: intracellular protein transport; protein localization to Golgi membrane; vesicle-mediated transport. The coding region runs from base 308 to 847 and encodes 179 amino acids. Gene Ontology annotation, molecular function: GTPase activity; GTP binding. Gene Ontology annotation, cellular component: cytoplasm; trans-Golgi network. The record is from RefSeq and is a predicted model, not a curated record. The transcript is spliced from 6 exons.